UCUCCCUAAACUCUCCAUCAUAUUCUCUUACACAAACCUCAAACCAAACCCCAGUUCUCUUCUUGUCUUUUGCCUUUGCCUUUCCUCGUCUAGAUACUCCCCAUAGUGCUCCAUUUGGACACAUAAUUUGACACAACCCAUUUCAGCAAAGAGAGGCAUAGCAGAUGUCUAAGCAUAUGCAAAAGACCAGCAUGUUCAUAGAGCAAAGCCCCGGCGAUUACGAGAAUGGUGGUAUCCAGAAGAACUUGGAUGAUGAUGGUCGACCCAAAAGAACUGGGACUUGGCUUACUGCGAGUGCUCAUAUUAUCACUGCUGUGAUCGGCUCCGGCGUGUUAUCUCUUGCAUGGGCUAUCGCACAGCUGGGAUGGGUGGCCGGACCGGCAGUUCUCAUGGCCUUCUCCUUCAUCACCUACUUCACCUCCACUCUUCUUGCUGACUGCUAUAGGGCUCCUGAUCCUGUUCAUGGAAAGAGAAACUAUACGUACAUGGAUGUUGUUAGAGCUUACUUAGGAGGAAGAAAAGUUCAGCUCUGUGGGUUGGCUCAAUACGCAAAUCUUGUUGGAAUAACCAUAGGAUACACUAUCACAGCAUCAAUCAGUAUGGUGGCUGUGAAACGGUCAAAUUGCUUCCACAAGCAUGGACAUCAAGUGAAGUGUCAAACAUCGAACUACCCAUUCAUGGUAAUCUUCGCUUGCAUUCAGCUCCUUCUGAGUCAAAUCCCCAACUUCGACAAGCUUUCAUGGCUCUCCAUCGUUGCCGCCGUCAUGUCUUUCGCUUACUCGUCCAUCGGCCUCGGUCUCUCCAUUGCCAAAGUUGCAGGUGGGGGACAUGCAAGGACAGCCUUAACUGGUGUAACAGUUGGGGUUGACGUGUCGGGAUCAGAAAAAAUUUGGAGGACCUUCCAAGCUAUCGGUGACAUUGCCUUUGCAUAUGCUUACUCCACUGUCCUCAUUGAAAUUCAGGACACGAUCAAAUCGAGCCCACCGGAGAACAAAUCUAUGAAAAGAGCAACCAGCGUCGGUGUUUCGACGACCACUUUGUUUUAUGUACUUUGCGGCAUUUUUGGAUACGCCGCAUUCGGCAACGAUGCGCCUGGGAAUUUUCUUACAGGCUUUGGUUUCUAUGAACCCUUUUGGUUGGUCGACUUCGCCAACAUCUGCAUUGCUAUCCAUCUCAUCGGCGCAUACCAGGUUUUUGCACAACCGUUGUUCGGAUUCGUCGAGGGUUGGUGUUCAAGGAAUUGGUCCGACAACAAGUUCAUCACCGGUGAACAUGCUGUUGACAUUCCGUUGUACGGUAUUUACUACGUCAAUUUCUUCAGGUUGGUGUGGAGGACGGCAUACGUUAUUGUAACGGCUGUGAUAGCCAUGAUAUUUCCUUUCUUCAACGAUUUCUUGGGUCUCAUCGGAGCCGGCUCGUUUUGGCCGCUAACGGUCUACUUUCCGAUAGAGAUGCACAUAGCGCAAACCAAAAUUCCUAAAUACUCAUUCAGAUGGAUAUGGCUAAAAAUACUCAGCUGGGUUUGCCUGGUUGUUUCACUCAUUGCCGCUGCGGGAUCCAUUCAAGGAUUGAUUCAAAGCCUCAAGACAUAUAAACCCUUUCAGACUCAGGAAUGAUCCUUUGCCAACACUUUUAAUUCUCAGAAAACGUUGUUCAAUAAGUCCUAGAAACUGUAAUUUGUUCCCUUUUCUUCUGUA
This is a messenger RNA of Hibiscus syriacus, 1697 nucleotides long. RefSeq names its product amino acid permease 6-like. Bases 165 to 1616 code for a protein of 483 amino acids. Gene Ontology annotation, cellular component: plasma membrane. The record is from RefSeq and is a predicted model, not a curated record. NCBI's taxonomy places the organism in Eukaryota, Viridiplantae, Streptophyta, Magnoliopsida, Malvales, Malvaceae. The transcript has 7 exons.